UGACGUCGUUUGUCCACGUGAGCUUCAUUCAGCUGAGCGCUGCAGAGAUGAAUGGCUGGGAGGGAGGAAGAUGGAAACGUUGGAAAAAUGGAGCAGAGACAUCAUGACACCUCAUCUGCUGGAUAAGAAAGAGCAGUCUAAACAAAAUGGUAUGAUUGCAGAAAAUCUGCUCAACUCUCUUAAGAUUUGCACUCGUUUGCAGCUCCAGCCAAUUUCUCGUUCAGCAUGUGCCACUGGCUCCUGUCCAGAUCUGAUGAGUAGGAACGAGCAACCUGGCUCCCGGCCGCUUGCCAUGGCCUUGACGCCCCAGCUACCCCCCAGGACCCAUCGGCGCCUGUGUCUCUCAGUGUCCUCUGACAGCAAUGGACGCUUCAAAGCUCUGGAGACCCAGGAAUGGAAAAACAACCUCAAAGCUCAGAUGGAGCAGGCUCAUAGUGCCGGAGCAGCCAGCAGUACAGGUUCCCUGGAAAGAGCGUCUCUCUUUUGCGCUUCUGGAUCCACCACCACCUCCAGCUCUGGCCUCUCCAGUCCGGUGGAGCACCUCACCAAGAGCAAGUCCUCCAGUCGCUUUUCACUUUUCUCCCCACCUUGGAACAGCAGUUCUGAGACCGACUCCAAUCCACCUUCCCGUUCCGGAUCAAAGAAAAUGCGCAACUACAGUUGUAGAGCCGGUCCUGGCAGUGCCAAAACGGGACCAGAGACUCCAGAACCCAAGCAGAGCGUCCCUGAGCACUUCCAGUACUCAGAACCGGUCAUAUCCAAGGUUACGGACUACAUUUAUGUGGGCAACCUGAAUGCAGCUUAUAGUGGACGUAUGUUGUGCCGAAAUAACAUCGACAGCAUCAUCGACAUGAGCAGCCUGCCCGGGGAGACUUGUUUGAGAGUCAUUCCUUGCACUUGUUCAAGGGGUGUCAAGCAUAGUUGGUCUCGUCUCAAAGUGGACAUGAGCGACCUUCCGGACACUGUCCAAGAAGGGCUGGCGCUCAAGCACCGCUGCUUUGAGGACAUCAAUGAGUGCAUCGAUGCCUCCAUGGAGAAGAGGAAGCGGGUGUUAGUGCAUUGUCGCGAUGGUUUUUCCCUUGCCCCCACUUGCAUUAUUCAGUACCUCAUGGUUAAACAAAAUAUGAGGCUUAUAGCUGCUUACGAGCUGCUCAGAGCCAAACACCCUGUCAACAUUCGAGAGUCCCAUCAGAACGUUCUGGUAAGUCUCGAAAGUGCUCUGAGACCGGGUGGGAACACGGAUCCAGAGUGCUUUAAACAGGCCAUCUCCCGCAAAGUGGCUUGGACCUGAUAGCGAACCUUGGGGAGCCUCCUUUCCUUUCCUUUCCUCCUUAACAGUGAAAGGCAGCUUUUUUGUGUUUCAACUGAGCUGGAUGUCAUGGUGUGAGUAACUGUGAAAUUUUACUGAAGUUGUUCAGUGGCCAUUUUAGCAAAACCAAGCCUGAGAAUUUUGAGUCAUUUGUUUUGCUUCUGGUUAAACAAAAUGAGAACAAACAUGCUUUUUGCAGCUGCUAACAAUUUGAUUUGUCUGGGAAUAUUUCUCCUGUUUAUUCUUCUUCACGUGGGUACAUAGCCAUACUCCGAAGGUUUAUGCUGAGGAAGAAAGUAGUGGGAGCUCUCAGGAGACGAAACGAUGUCACAUAUGACUGCAAACACCACUACUGAGGCUGAAACGUCAAACUGGACUACUAUCAACUAAACAUCUCAAACACUCUGUUAACAGAUUGAGGACUAAACCCGAUUAGUCGUUGUAUCUGGCAGUACAAAGCACAACCUUUGUUGGCCUCCUUAUUCAUUUGACAGUUGGUUGAUAUGUCUCUGUGUUCAAUCAGGGUCGAAAGAUACUCAGUAAGAGUAGUCCUCUAUGAGGAGACAUUUCAUUUACUAAGUGUCUUUUAUUAAAUGUAUAAUAUUCAACAAGUUUGAUCAAAUAAUUCAGUGCUUGGAAACAAUGUGAAUUUUUGUGAUGGUGUAAAGCAAUGAAACUGGCCCACUUUACACCUUUUAUGGAGUGUUGGUAUUUGGAAAAAUGAAUUCAACCGAAUUGUGGGGCAAUGCUCAGUUACAAAGGCUUGAUAUUGCACUAACCACAAGGAAAUGCACAAGUUUUGCUGAAACGUGGCUUAGUUUGAUUUAAUGUUGCGCAGUGAAUAUAGAUAAAAAUAUUUUUACUAGGCUAAUGUUUAUGCUUAACUAUAAUGAUUGUUGUUCAUGGUUUCUAUUGUAUUUUGAUUUAGCCAUAUGGAAAACCGUAACAACUGAUAGCACACGUAUGUCACCGAGACAUCUUGAAUGCAUGCUUCAUUUAUAUAGUUUUUUUUUUUUAAAGCAUUAGCUAGUUUGCAAUAUGUUGUUGACAAAAUCCUUGUCUGAUAUACACCCAGUUUGUACUGCAAGUGACCAAUGCAACAAACCUAGAUGGCUCUCAUUAUAAUAUGUAAAUCUAACGAGGUUAGCAGUGUUGAUUAUUACAUGAGCAAUCUAGUUUUGACGCUUUGCAACCCGUUACUUGCUUCUAGUUUAGAUUGGUAUGUAGAUUGGUAUGCAACAUUUAUGGUUCAAAAUUUAGAUGAAUCUGACAUCUGCACACACAUAAUAUAACGUCUGUCUUGGUGACGUACAUGUGCUUACCGGGAAAUAUAUUUGACAUGGCUUAUGCUUAUCAGCAGUGAUUAUUCUAUUUUGAUGUUUAGUGCACAGUUUGGUGAAGAAAGACCCUCUUGAGUUUUGGUGCCUUUUGUUUGAAUUCGUCCAGUUUUGAUUAUUGUGACAUUCACACGCGCACACUAUAUGCACUCAUCAGGUAUAGACAAAAUGUCGUCUUUAUGCUUUGAAAUGUUCAGGAAAUGCUCCAUGUUGGUGUAAUUUUGUGAUGUAUGGCAGAGAUCCGUUCUGAAUACGCUGUUGUAAAGGUUUCAUAGUAGUGCUCACAGUGAACAGUGCCUGUACUUCAAUCAGUGUGGUGGUGACAUCAAUCAGUGUGAGAUCAUUACCUUCUUCUACGGGCCUGCAAUUAGCUUCUGACAUUAGUAAAGCUGUAUUUAGAUUCAAAUGGAACAUUAAUUUCUGCUUUAUUCUUAUUCAUUAGCUGAUUUAAAUCUAUAUUUUUGGAUGGUUGAUCUCGCCCUGUAAAGGUCUAACAACAUGAACUCUCAGGUUAACUUUAUUGGCCUAGAAAACAUAAUGCGUUAGAAAACCAGAAUAAUGUGAGGCAAUGUAUUUUCUGUAUCAUGUUUUUGAAGAAAAUGCAUUUGUACAUGUUGAUAUUAAAGAGAAUCUGAUGCACUGAU
This is a messenger RNA of Carassius auratus (goldfish), 3290 nucleotides long. RefSeq lists its product as uncharacterized. The transcript has 5 exons. Gene Ontology annotation, molecular function: MAP kinase tyrosine phosphatase activity; MAP kinase tyrosine/serine/threonine phosphatase activity; protein tyrosine/threonine phosphatase activity. Gene Ontology annotation, biological process: negative regulation of MAPK cascade; peptidyl-tyrosine dephosphorylation. Gene Ontology annotation, cellular component: cytosol; cytoplasm. The coding region runs from base 71 to 1291 and encodes 406 amino acids. Lineage: Eukaryota; Metazoa; Chordata; Actinopteri; Cypriniformes; Cyprinidae. The record is from RefSeq and is a predicted model, not a curated record.